This is a messenger RNA of Saprolegnia parasitica CBS 223.65, 273 nucleotides long. RefSeq lists its product as hypothetical. The transcript has 3 exons. NCBI's taxonomy places the organism in Eukaryota, Oomycota, Saprolegniomycetes, Saprolegniales, Saprolegniaceae. The record is from RefSeq and is a predicted model, not a curated record. The coding region runs from base 1 to 273 and encodes 90 amino acids.
AUGCAGAGCUCGCUACGUGCCCUCUCGCGCACGCUCGGCGGCGUACUCAGCUACAUGGAGUCGUUUCUCAACGAUGGGUUUCCCGUUUGGCUCUUGCUCUUCCCCGACGGCACGACAACGAUCCACACCGAGUGCGUGCUCAAGUCGCAGGCAUGUGCGGCUGCGCAAGACCGGCCAAUGCUCGAGCGCGCGCUCCUGCCAGGCGCUGCGGGGCUGCUUCUUGGCGCACAUGAUGAUAACUCGGCAUCAAGCCCGAGAGCCACGACCUUUUGA